Messenger RNA from Ipomoea nil (Japanese morning glory), 759 nucleotides. RefSeq lists its product as uncharacterized. The transcript has a single exon. The record is from RefSeq and is a predicted model, not a curated record. Bases 1 to 759 code for a protein of 252 amino acids. NCBI's taxonomy places the organism in Eukaryota, Viridiplantae, Streptophyta, Magnoliopsida, Solanales, Convolvulaceae.
AUGACUGACUGCAAGCCUCUGGCUACUCCAGCUGCUCUUACACAGCCUGUAACAUCGUCCACAGAGGACUUUGACAACCCCACUCAGUAUCGCCGCCUAGUUGGAGCGCUCCAGUACCUGACAAUAACACGUCCGGAUCUCUCCUACGCUGUCAAUCGCCUGUCUCAAUUCAUGCAUACACCAACUGCUGACCAUUGGGCCCUUCUGAAACGUGUCCUCCGGUAUGUCAAGGGUACGGCUACACAUGGUCUUCGCCUGACUACCUCGGUCUCAGCAGAUAUUCACGCCUACUCAGAUUCAGAUUGGGCGGGUUGUCCUAUAGAUCGCAAGUCCACCAGCGGGUAUGCAGUGUUUCUAGGGACCAACCUGGUCUCUUGGGUCUCGCACAAGCAACGGACGGUGGCGCGCUCGUCAACAGAGGCAGAAUACAAGGGUCUCGCCGAUGUUGCUGCAGAAGUCACGUGGAUUGCCUCUCUUCUACGUGAGCUGGGCCUCCACUCCGGCGUACCACCCACCCUAUGGUGUGACAAUCUCGGGGCCACCUACUUAUGUGCUAAUCCGGUGUUCCAUGCCCGCACAAAACACGUAGAAAUCGACUUCCACUUUGUUCGGGAUAAAGUGACUUCUGGCGAGUUCCUGGUCAACUUUGUCUCCACCAAAGACCAGCUUGCGGAUAUCUUCACGAAGCCCCUUCCGGGACCACGCUUUGCAGCGCUUCGGGACAAGCUCAAUGUUGCUUCUCAUCCACCUUGUGCUUGA